CGUCGCCCGACUCGGCGUCGGGGCAGCAGGCAGGGGCGGAGGCCCGGAGCCCGGUCUGGACCCGCGCGGGGGGCCAUGGAGAAAGCGGCCCGGAUCGCUGUCCACACCGACUAACGCGCGCCCGCUGCUGCUGCAGGCGCCAUGGACCGAGCCCCCGCAGAGCAGAAUGUCAAACUGUCAGCUGAAGUAGAGCCAUUUAUUCCCCAGAAGAAGAAUCCUGAUACAAUUAUGAUCCCUAUGACACUCCCAAAUGAGAAUGGAAGUGUUUCUGGUGUUGAACCAACUCCAAUUCCCAGCUACCUGAUUACUUGUUACCCAUUUGUGCAGGAGAACCAGUCGAAUCGACAGUUUCCAUUAUAUAACAAUGAUAUACGAUGGCAGCAGCCCAGUCCGAAUCCUGCUGGACCGUACCUUGCUUACCCUGUCAUAUCUGCUCAGCCUCCUGUUUCCGCAGAGUAUGCGUAUUACCAGCUGAUGCCAGCACCGUGUGCCCAAGUUAUGGGUUUUUAUCAUCCGUUUCCUACACCGUACUCCAGCACCUUUCAGGCCACAAGUACUGUAAAUACUCUAGCCACAGAGUGUACUGAGCGUCCAAAUCAGCUUGGGCAGGUCUUCCCGUUGUCCAGUCACCGAGGCAGAAACAGUAACAGAGGACCAGUGGUACCAAAACAACAGCUUUUACAACAGCACAUAAAAAGCAAGAGGCCCCUGGUGAAAAAUGUAGCUACUCAGAAAGAGACAAAUGCAGCAGGUCCUGAUAAUCGAUCAAAAAUUGUGCUUCUGGUGGAUGCUGCACAGCAAACUGAUUUCCCAUCAGAUAUUGCCAACAAGUCUCUCUCAGAGAGCACCGCCACAAUGCUCUGGAAGUCAAAAGGCAGGAGGAGAAGAGCGUCCCACCCCACCGCUGAAUCCUCUAGUGAGCAGGGGGCUAGUGAAGCUGACAUAGACAGCGAUAGUGGCUACUGCAGUCCCAAACACAGCCAUAACCAGUCUGCAGCGGGGACUGUGAGAAACCCUGAUUCUGGGACCGUGAGUCAUGUGGAAUCAUCUAUAUGUUCAGGACAUGUAAAUUGGUCCAAUGUAACUUGCCAGGCAACUCAGAAAAAACCUUGGAUGGAAAAACAUCAGACAUUUUCUAGAGGUGGAAGGCAAACUGAACAAAGAAAUAAUGCACAGGUUGGAUUCAGAUGUCGAGGGCAUAGUACUUCCUCAGAAAGAAGACAAAAUUUGCAAAAGAGACAAGAUAAUAAACAGCUAAACCCCAUUCAGUCCCAAAGAGGCGACCCAAAUUCUGAAUCUUUAUAUUUUGAGGAUGAAGAUGGGUUUCGAGAACUGAGUGAGAAUGGAAAUUCUAAAGACGAGAAUAUUCAACAGAAACUUUCUUCAAAAGUAUUGGAUGAUUUACCUGAAAACUCACCAAUCAGUAUAGUUCAGACUCCAAUUCCUAUUACAACCUCUGUUCCCAAACGUGCAAAGAGUCAGAAAAAGAAAGCUUUAGCAGCAGCCCUUGCUACAGCUCAAGAAUAUUCAGAAAUAAGUAUGGAGCAAAAAAAAUUACAGGAAGCUUUAUCAAAGGCAGCUGGAAAAAAGAAUAAAACACCUGUGCAGCUAGAUUUGGGGGACAUGUUGGCUGCCCUGGAGAAACAACAGCAAGCGAUGAAAGCACGGCAGAUCACCAACACCAGACCUCUGUCGUACACAGUGUCCACUGCAGCUUCUUUUCACACUAAAGACUCUACCAGCAGAAAACCUUUAACCAAAAGUCAGACCUGUUUGACAUCCUUAAAUUCUUUAGAUGUGACUUCCUCCAAAGCCAAAAAAGGAAAAGAGAAGGAAAUUGCAAAACUAAAACGACCUACAGCACUUAAAAAGGUCAUCUUGAAAGAAAGAGAGGAAAAGAAGGGGCGUUUAGCUGUGGACCACAGUCUUGUGGGAUCUGAGGAGCCGAUAGAAAGGCACUUAGAUUUUAUUGAUGAUUUGCCACAGGAGAGUGUUUCCCAGGAAGAUACUGGACUGAGCAUGCCCAGCGACGCUUCACUGUCUCCAGCAAGUCAGAACUCUCCGUAUUGUAUGACGCCUGUGUCGCAGGGCUCUCCUGCUAGCUCUGGAAUAGGCAGUCCUAUGGCGCCUUCAACAGUAACCAAAAUCCACAGCAAAAGAUUCAGAGAGUAUUGUAAUCAGGUUCUUUGUAAAGAGAUUGAUGAAUGUGUGACUCUUCUACUUCAAGACCUUGUCAGUUUCCAGGAACGCAUUUACCAGAAGGAUCCUGUGAGAGCAAAAGCAAGGAGGCGACUGGUUAUGGGCCUCAGGGAGGUUACCAAACAUAUGAAGUUAAACAAGAUAAAGUGUGUGAUAAUUUCUCCAAACUGUGAGAAAAUCCAGUCAAAAGGUGGCUUGGAUGAGGCCCUCUAUAAUGUUAUAGCCAUGGCGCGGGAACAAGAAAUUCCUUUUGUGUUUGCCCUUGGAAGAAAAGCUCUGGGACGUUGUGUGAACAAGCUGGUUCCUGUUAGUGUAGUGGGAAUCUUCAACUACUUCGGUGCCGAGAGCUUGUUUAAUAAGUUAGUAGAACUCACUGAAGAAGCCAGGAAAGCAUACAAAGAUAUGGUUGCAGCAAUGGAACAAGAGCAGGCUGAGGAAGCCUUAAAGAAUGUGAAGAAGGUGCCACACCACAUGGGGCAUUCCCGCAAUCCCUCUGCGGCCAGUGCCAUUUCUUUCUGCAGUGUUAUUUCUGAACCCAUCUCUGAAGUAAAUGAAAAGGAAUAUGAAACAAAUUGGAGAAGCAUGGUGGAAACUUCAGAUGGACUGGAAACAUCAGAAAACGAGAGAGAGGUUUCCUGUAAGCACAGCACAUCUGAAAAGCCCGGUAAACUCCCAUGUGACACAGCCCCUGUUGGUAAGCAGCCAUCGCUAGUGACUGCAGGCAGCUCUACCUCAGCCACGAACCCUGGCAAGCCUCCAGCAAGUGAUAAAGAGGAAGCGAAGCCAGAUGACCUGGAGUGGGCCUCACAGCAGAGCACAGAGACCGGCUCUUUGGAUGGCAGUUGCCGAGAUCUUUUGAAUUCCUCCAUCACCAGCACCACUAGCACUCUCGUACCUGGCAUGCUUGAAGAAGAGGAUGAUGAAGACGAGGAGGAGGAAGAAGAUUAUACUCAUGAACCCAUAUCUGUAGAAGUGCAGCUCAAUAGUAGAAUUGAGUCUUGGGUCUCAGAGACCCAGAGAACUAUGGAAACUCUCCAGCUUGGAAAAGCCCUUAAUGGUCCUGAGGAAGACAAUGCAGAGCAAAGUGGAGAAGAGGAAGCAGAGGUGCCUGAGCCGCGGGAGCCAGGGAUGGAUGGUGAGGCAUGGGCUGCUGACCAGCAAGCCCGUCAUGAGCAGCAGAAGCCCAGCAGCUGUGGUUCACUGAACAAAGAGCACACUGAUGCUAAUUAUACACCCCAAAAUAUAUAACUCAGGAAUGUCGGAGAUCUGUUCCAGCCGUGUAAGGGUUGCAGCCAUUACCUUUUAUGCUUCAUCUCAACAUUUUGCACUGUUCUGUAUUUAAUAUAUGUAUUUAAUUCCCAACAGAAAUAUUUUUGUAGUUGUCUUUUACUUGUUUUGUCAUGAUACAUAGCUUAGCUUUUAAUUAGCAUCUAAGUGUCUUUCUAAGAACUGUGUGUAAAAUUCAGAUCCAUUUCAGCUUGUUUUGUAAGGGAAAAUAAUGAUUUAAAAAAAAAAAGACCAAAUUUUAAAGAAAAUAAAAUGCCUAGACUUAUUUUGAAAGUUAAAGAUCAAGGGUCUAAGGAUAGGAGCAGAUAGCAGUGUUUGCUUUAAGACUACGACUCCUUCACUCUAAUUUGUGUGACUGGAAAGGUAUUUGGGCUUCUUUAAAAAAGAACUCGAGGUAGAAUCAGAAAACUAAUAAAAGUUGUUGUUAGGUGCCAUCAAGUUGGUUGUACUGAUCCUGUGUACAACAUAAUGAAACAUUGCCCAGACCUGCACCAUCCUCACGAUCAUUGUUAUGCUUGACCCCAUUGUUGCAGCCACUGUGUCAGUCCACCUCGUUGAGGGUCUUCCUCUUUUCCGCAGACCCUGGUACUCUGCCAAGCAUGAUGUCCUUCUCCAGGGACUGAUCCCUCCUGACAACGUGUCCAAAGUAUGUAAGACACAGUCUCGCCAUCCUUGCUCCUAAGGAGCAUUCUGGUUGCACUUCUUCCAAGACAAAUUUGUUCAUUCUUCUGGCAGUCCAUGGUAUGUUCAAUAUUCUUCGCCAGCACCACAAUUCAAAGGUGUCAGUUCUUCGGUCUUCCUCAUUAAUUGUCCAGCUUUCACAUGCAUAGGACGUGAUUGAAAACACCAUUGCUUGGGUCAGGAGCACCUUAGUCUUCAAGGUGACGUCUUUGCUUUUCAACAUUUUUGCAGCAUACUUACCCAGUGCAUUGUGUCUUUUGAUUUCUUGACUGCUGCUUCCAUGGAUGUUGACUGUGGAUCCAAGUAAAAUGAAAUCCUUGACAACCUCAGUCGUUUCCCCGUCUGUCAUGAUGUUGCUUAUUGGUCCAGUUGUGAGGAUAAUAAAAAUUAGGAAACUAAAAAUUGAUGCAACUUUUAUUUGGUCCACAAACAGUUGUUUCAGAAGUCACUGAUGAUUGUGAUAGACUCAGAUUGGGAUGGGCUAAAACUUAGGCUAGCCAAGGAAACCGGGCACUGUCAUCAGUUGUAGCUGGCCUUGUUUGUGGAAAGGGACAGAUGUUGUCUGUAGUAGUGAAAAGUCAUCCUGAUGGGACCUUUCAGGUUCUGACUCAGAUUUGCUUCUUACUUACCUCAGGAAAGCUCUUGUACAUAGUCUUAUUUACACAAAACUAGACAAAUUUUGGCAGGCGAGUAACUAACCAAUUGUGUGACUGCAGAACUUAGAUGGGACAUGUCCAGAAACAAAGCUUGCUCUGGUGUGUUCUCUUGCAUGCUUGUGAUUCAGGAUCUUUUGGGUUUGAUACAUGGCCCUGAUUUGAGUAUCCAGACUCAUCCUGAGUGAGACAGCUUCACCUUAUCUUUGAUGUACAUUUUGUUCCCAGCCUUGAGCAUCUUUCACAUAACAGCAGCCAUAGUUACUGACAGGAGGCCAGGAGCAGGAGCUUUACUGCACUUCCUAUGUGUGUCCUGGUAACUGAAGGCUUGGAUGAGAACGUUCUAGAAGAAAGGAGAAAAGUUGUUCUAAUUGUGCUGAAACUAUUACGUGAUUUAGAGUAUCCAGGUAUAUGCAGUUACUGUCAUCACUCUUAUCUCUGCCCUUCCCUGGAAAUGUUUGCCUGCUUGGGAGAAAUUCAACUCACUGAGCUAAAUGUCAUAUUUGAUAGUUGGUCACCAGCUGGACUUCAGUGACCUCUACAAGUUUAUGUAAUGGUGGGAGAAUUAAAAAUUGUGUACUUUUCUGUCUUCCUUCUGACUGCACCCCCACAACUGACCACACAGACACAGCCCAGCUUUCCGCUUAAGCUCUCAUAAGCAAAUGCAAAACCGAAGAUGAAAGGAUAUUUCCCUGUCUGGUUAUGGUGGGCCAGGGCCUUUUCCUCACAGAGGCAACAGGGGAGAAAUGGCCAGAUUAUUGACUGAACUCGUUGAAACUGCUGUGUUAGUUUGUGGUGUGUUACAAUGCUGGCAUUUAACUACUAGAGAGAUCAGAUUCUUGGUUAAUGAUUUAGGAUUUGUGAAUUGCAACAGUUUAGGAGCGUUGCUAUAUAGAAGAUGUCAGUCUGUCCACCUUACUAGUGUGCUAACGGGGGGACAUUAUUGUACUGUCCUGACUACACUGCUCUCCCGCAGAGAAGUCUUAGGCACCGAGGACCCAGCACUUAAGUGCAGCAUGUAAGGAAUGAAGCCUCUGAGAUAGUAAUCGUGGGUUUACAUGUGGCAGAUCUUAUUGUCGCUACACGUUUGCAAGUGUUAUUUAUUUUAAAUAAAUGAUAGAGAUUUUGAACUACUGACAUUCUUAAGAGUGAAUUUAAAAACUUUUCAUACUUUUUAUGGUGUAAAUUUCCUUGGCUGGGUGUCAGUGAUUCGGAUAACUCUUGAUCUUGAGGUAAUGGCUUUUCAGAGGUUUCUUAUAUUUUGUAUCUCUUCUGAACAUGAAUUGUCAUUUUAGAUUUUUGACAUUUGUAUCUACAGAGAUGUUCAGGAACGCCUCAGAACACCAGUAACUUUUAAUUUUCUGUAGACUUCACACUGUUCAAUUCCGUACGUGUUCAGUACAUGAUCUCACACGUGCAGCACCUCUUUGCCAGCCGAGGCAAGGGACCACAGCCUUUUUCUGUAGGAGCCAGGCCACCUCUAGAGAACACCCCAGAAUGUAAUAAAGGUAAUGCUACUAUGCUGAGAUGCUUAAGUAAGUAUUAGUAAUGUCCUUAUAAUUUGUUUCCUUUAGAUUUUGGAAUUUGUGUAUAUUGAAUGAUAGGCUUUGGAGGACGUGUGAAAAUUAGGAAAGCGUUGUGGGUUUUUUGCUGUCAUUCUGCAAGGUGGGGUGGCUGUUUAGAGACCUAGAAAGAGAUCUAAUGAUAAAAGUAAAGUUUCAUCAUUACAAGAAAUAAAAACCAUAGCGAUAUUUUUCUUAGUUUGUAGAGAUUGUUUUACUGGCAAUAAUUAAUAUUAGAUUUCUAUUUCAGUAUAUAAGUAUGUGAAUUACAAUAUGAAUUUACUCCCAAAAUUAGAUUUCUGCUUCAGUAGGUUUGUUUGCUGUGGAGAUUACUUCUCAAAAGACAAAUGUUCAUAUUAGCUUGAUUUUGGGUUUAAAUAUGUUUGUAAAUGAUGUGAGUAUAUUUCUUUUGACUAAACAUGAAAAAAUGUGCAUUAUACACUGACAGUUUUUAAAGGCUUUGACUGGAGGUCAUUUAUGCAGAGAAAGUAUUUUGUAUGCUUCCAGUAUUUGGAAAAGAAGUGGUCAAAAGGAAUUCAUGUAGUUAAAAUAUUGAGAAAUUAAUAUCCAAAUAAUGUACUUGUCUGAUUUCUUAAUAAGCUGGGGGAGGUGGGUGGGGUGGGAUUGUAACAUGCAAAUGAGUAGUGAACUCUACAGUCAUUUUUCAACUCUUCAACGUAAAACUUAAAUCUUAACACAUCAUUACUUUAAAUGUAUGUAUAAAGAAGUAGUAUUCUUUGUAAAGAUGCAGUUUGCUUAAAAAAAAAAAAAACACCUAUCGUUUAAGUAUUUUCUGUAUGUUGUUGCCAACAGCUUAGAACAUUUAUCCAUUAAAAAAAUUAACGAUCUUUUAUUGACUUAAAAAAUUUUCUAAGAAAUAGUUUAUUUACAAACCUCCUUUUUUUCCCUUGCUCCUUCCAACCCUCACAUACAUCAUGGACUCAAAAACAAAAUAUCUGCUUAAUUGAAAUCCAAAUUCUAAUUAAUGAUAAAAAUCUAAACUUCGUUGGCACAUUACACCUUAAAAGUAUUUGUAUUAUUUUGUAAUUUAAUUUCUAAAUAUACCGUGUGAAUUUAUAGUUUAACUUCUUAAUUGUAAUGCUCUGAUAAAAAGCUAGCAAAAAUUCGUGUGAAGUAUAACAUGAAGGUAUUUUCAUCUUGCUCAUGUGCUGUAUGAUGGAUAAUUGUUAUAUCACAUUCUGGGGGUGAUAACAGCUUUUUUGCACUAUGUAAAUACUAGUAGGGACUCUUCUGUAACUAAUAAAAUGGUGACUGAAA
Molecule: messenger RNA, 7660 nt
Organism: Loxodonta africana (African savanna elephant)
Lineage: Eukaryota; Metazoa; Chordata; Mammalia; Proboscidea; Elephantidae
Gene: SECISBP2L
Product: SECIS binding protein 2 like
Exons: 18
Coding region: 142-3447 (1101 amino acids)
Biological process (GO): selenocysteine incorporation
Cellular component (GO): ribonucleoprotein complex
Molecular function (GO): selenocysteine insertion sequence binding; ribonucleoprotein complex binding; mRNA 3'-UTR binding
Source: RefSeq, a predicted model, not a curated record